This is a messenger RNA of Effrenium voratum, 929 nucleotides long. NCBI's taxonomy places the organism in Eukaryota, Dinophyceae, Suessiales, Symbiodiniaceae. The record is from the annotation of a GenBank genome assembly.
GCAGACUGGGCCGCAAGUCAGACUGGCCUGUGUGGCACAUCCUCGCCAUGUCGGUGCUGGUCAUUGGCGCGGCCGGCGCGGUGGGCAAGCGCCUUAUUGGGGCUUUGGCGGCGCGAGGCGAGCGCAUCGUGGCAGUGGACAAAGCGCCACAGCUUCCGGACAGCAUUCGGCACCUGGUGAUGCAUGCGGAGACCAACGCGGAUGUUCGAAACUUCUACACCAUGCAGAGGCUGUUCAAACGCCACCGCUUCGUUCACACGGUGUGGAACCUCGCCGCCCCGCUCUCGGUGGAGACGGCGGUGAACCCCAAGGUCGCCGAGCAGGUGACCAUCAACGGCAUGCGCAAUGUGCUGUGGGCCAUGUACGAGGCCAGGGUGAAGAAGAUCCUCUUCACAGAUUCGAUCGGCUCUUUCGGGUCCCUGGCGCCCCGGGAGAAUUGCACAGCCCGCUGGCUCACCGAGCACCCGCUCCAGGACCCGGGCUCCGAUUACGGGCGCCAGAAGCGGGGCGUGCGGCGCCUGCUGAAGGAGUUCUGGAUGUCUGGAGGCGAUCCUCGAUGGGCAGUGCUGCCCGGGGUGCUGCACAGCGAGGCCGCCUGGGGCAACGGCACCACGGAGUACGCGCUGGAGGCGCUGCUCUUCGCCGCCAAGCGCCUCUCAGCGCCAUCCUCCCAGGAGAAGUUCGCGUGCCCGAUCCAACCAGACGUGCGGCUGCCCAUGAUCUUCGUGGAUGACUUGACCCGAGGCCUUUUGAGCCUCCAGGAUGCCCCGGAAUCCCAGCUCCGGGAGCCUGAGCGUGGCUACGCGCUGCCCGGGGUGUCCUUUACCGCUGAGGAGCUGUUCAAAGAGAUCCGCUAUCACGUGCCCAACUUUGAGUAUGACGUGCAGAUCAACGAGAACAUGUGCCUUGGCUUGUGGCUGGUUCCGUAG